UCUUUUGUUUUAUAUUUUUAUUUUAUUUUUAUGUAUAAAAUUGGAUUAUGAUACCACAGAUGCUUCGCAAUUCAAUUGAUAAACAAAACAAAAAGAAAAAAACUAUGAGACGAAAUUACCAAAGCUUCAAGGGUGGUCUUUUGAAGACAACAGCAGAAUACGAAUCUGAAAGUGAUAAUGGAAUGAAUUCUUUAAAAAUGGGACAAGAAAAUUCCCAUGAUGAUUCCGACGAAAGCAACUGCAGCGAAUAUGGCCUCUCUGUGUCAACAGUUAAGCGAUUCCUCAAAGAUCAUCCGGAAUUUCUUGAAAAACACAUUAUGCACGAUGUUGAGCUGGAGCAAUUGGAACGCUGGAUGAUUCGUCGAACACAACGUGCUCGCAAAACAACACAAUCUCUGGGUCGAAAUGGUCGCAAAACAAGCUUAUCGCGAUGGAAAUUCUGUGUGCAUGCUGACAAACGUCAAAUGCUUCAGGAUCUCACACAAUCUCUCCAGCUUCGACCGACUAAAGCUCAUGUUCUCUUCGAAUUGGCCAGUUGUAUAUCAUCAGCUGUUAAUGCCGACGGAUUUACUCUCUACAUAGCUGAAUCGGGUGACCCGGAAAAUAUGUCCGUGUACAUGGGACAAAAUUCAACAUCAGGGACCAAUAAAAUGCAAAAAGUCAAACCGGAACAAGGAAGUUAUUUAUUGCAUGUAGCAAAGACCAAAGAAGCUAUUCGAUUGUCAAAGGGAAUUCCAGAUGCAAGAUUUCCCGAUGGUAUUCCGAAGAAUAGUGAUAUUGGUCAUGUGCUUUGUCAAGCUAUAGGUCAACCUGAUGGUCAACUUAUAGCCGUGGUAGAACUUUAUAGACGCGAAGAAGGCUUUCCAUUCCACGAAGAAGACGAAGAGAUAUCUUGCAGCUAUUUGGUGUGGGGUGGCAUUGCUUUGCAUUAUGCCCAUCUCUUCAUGAAUAUGAGCAAGCAGCGGAAAUUGAAUGAAUUCCUAUUGGCAGUUGUCAAGUCAAUUUUCCAGGACAUGGUCAGUAUGGACAUGCUAGUCACAAAAAUUAUGAAUUUCGCCCAACGCCUUGUCGAUGCCGAUCGAGCAUCGUUGUUUCUAGUUGAUUCAAAAAGUAAAGAACUCUAUGCGACCAUCUUUGAUGUUGGCAACGAUAAAGGAAAAGCGAAUGGUCAAAGUACAGAAGACCACAACAAAAAGCCCGACGAAAUUCGUUUUCCCAUCGGGACUGGAAUUGCAGGAAUUGUUGCCCUAACUGGAGAGAUUCUUAACAUUCAAGAUGUGUACUCGGAUCCUCGUUUUAAUCGUUCUGUAGAUCAAAAAACUGGUUACAAAACCGAAACCAUCCUUUGCAUGCCAAUUUUCAUUCGUGGAGCUGUCAUUGGUGUCGUCCAAAUGGUGAAUAAGCAUUCGGGCUGUUUUACUAAAGAAGAUGAAGAAGCUUUCGAAAUGUUUGCCGUUUACUGUGGAUUGGCUUUGCAUCAUGCUAAAUUAUAUGAUAAAAUCCGUCGAUCGGAACAAAAGUAUAAAGUGGCCCUGGAGGUCUUAAGUUAUCACAAUACCAGCACCGAUGAAGAAGUACAGAAAUUUCUCACCGACACUAGUCCCGAAAUUGCACCUGAUAUUGACGAUUACUACUUCAAUCCGUUUGCCUUCGAUGAUAUGGAAAAGAUCGGAUUGUCAGCGCAUAUGUUUAUCGAUCUUUUCGGAUUGAGACGAUUCGAUAAAACUAGUUUGAUUAAGUUCACCCUAACAAUUAAGAAGAACUACCGCAGAGUGCCAUACCAUAAUUGGAGUCAUGGAUUCUCAGUGGCGAAUACCAUCUAUUCGCUGGUGAAGAAGACAUCAGAUGUAUUUCGACCAAUAGAGUGCCUAGCUCUUUAUAUUGGAUCCUUGUGUCAUGAUCUGGAUCAUCGUGGGAAGAAUAAUAAAUUUAUGCUCGAUACAGAAUCUCCUUUAGCUGGCAUUUACAGUACAUCGACCAUGGAGCAUCAUCAUUUCAACCAAACUGUCACAAUUCUACAACAGGAUGGUCAUAAUAUAUUUGCUAAACUGUCAAGUUCCGAAUACAAACAAGUAUUGGGCUUGAUAAAACAUUGCAUUUUAGCUACAGACCUUGCUCUUUUCUUCCCCUACAAAACCAAACUACAAAAUCUCAUCGAAGAAGAAAAAUUCACAUGGAGUAAUCAUGAACAUCGUUUAUUGAUACAAGCCAUUGCAAUGACAGCUAGCGAUCUGUCAGCAUCGGCUAAACCAUGGGAAGUUCAAGAGAAAACGGUUAAGGUUAUAUUUGAAGAAUUUUACGAUCAAGGUGAUGCGGAACGUGCGGCUGGCCGCAUUCCAAUUCCAAUGAUGGAUCGAAAUCAACCCGAAGAGCAGGCUAAUUCACAAGUUGGUUUUCUGAUGGGCAUAUGUAUUCCAUGUUAUUCACUGCUAUAUCGAUUGAUACCCGAAUCGAAACCUUUGCUCGAUAUGUGUCAAAAGAAUUUGGAAAGAUGGCAAAAGAUUGCUCAGGAAGUGAGAGAGCAACAGAAAAAGCAGUAAAAUGAGAAAGAGAGAGAGGGUAGAUUAAUGAUUUUUUUUUUAAAUAUGAUAAAUUACUUAAAUAAUAUUAUUAUGUCUUAUAUCAGCACAAUAAAAAUAGUUUAACAUAA
Molecule: messenger RNA, 2650 nt
Organism: Episyrphus balteatus (marmalade hoverfly)
Lineage: Eukaryota; Metazoa; Arthropoda; Insecta; Diptera; Syrphidae
Product: probable 3',5'-cyclic phosphodiesterase pde-5
Exons: 7
Coding region: 48-2540 (830 amino acids)
Biological process (GO): negative regulation of receptor guanylyl cyclase signaling pathway; signal transduction
Molecular function (GO): 3',5'-cGMP-stimulated cyclic-nucleotide phosphodiesterase activity; protein binding
Source: RefSeq, a predicted model, not a curated record